Molecule: messenger RNA, 717 nt
Organism: Fimicolochytrium jonesii
Lineage: Eukaryota; Fungi; Chytridiomycota; Chytridiomycetes; Spizellomycetales; Powellomycetaceae
Exons: 1
Coding region: 1-717 (238 amino acids)
Source: RefSeq, a predicted model, not a curated record
AUGCAGUUCACUACUCUUGCCAUUCUUGCCUUGACCGCCUUCACUGGUGUGUCCGCCUCCGCCAUCGACGCCGCCUCCGCCAAGCACUGCAAGAUCGCUGGAUGCAGCGCUGAGCUGUGUCUGCCUUCCAAUGCCGAACCCGGCGUCAGUGGAUGUGUGCAGAAGCCCGAGUACGAGUGCUUCAAGACCGCCACAUGCCAGUACAACGCUCGCGAGCAAUCCUGCAACUGGAAGAUGACCCCGAAGCUCACCAAAUGCAUCGAGACCAAGACGGCGCCGGCGACCAAACCCACACCCCUUUGCAAAGUCACGGGAUGCAGCGGGGAACUCUGUGUCGCGGCCUCCAGCCCCGACCGCCCGGGUAUCUGCAUCUACAAACCUGAGUUUGCCUGCUUCAAGACUCCCGCCGCCUCCUGCGAGUUCGACAACAACACCCAGUCUUGCGGAUGGGCCAAGUCGGACGAGUUGAACAACUGCAUCACGCAAGCCAAGGCCGACGCCGACGUGCCCAAGGAGGCCGGAUGCAAGGUGGCCGGAUGCAACUCCGAACUCUGUGUCCCCAAGGACUCCACCGCCACCUCGAGCUGCGCGUGGAAACCGGAAUUCGAAUGCUUCAAGAAAGCUUCAUGUGGUUACAUCAACAAGUCCCUGCUCUGCGGAUGGAAAUCCGAGGACACCUUGACGCAGUGCAUCAAGGAGGCUCGUUUGGGCGCUUAG